AAUGAAUUAUCUACUCUUGUUCACUUUAGCUAUUUACAUUUUGAAAUAUAGCAAUGCGAAUUUUGUUUGUCCAAUCGAUUCGGAACAAAAACCAAUUAAUGGAGCUUACAGAGAUCCAAAUCUUUGUGGAAUUUAUUAUCAUUGCGUUGAUGGUUUUGCCUAUCCUCAACAGUGUCCUCCAGGACUUCAUUUUCAACUUUCAGCUACAACUUGCCAUUUCUUUGCCUGUGUUCAAUCCAGCCAAUCAGAUUGUUUAAAAGUAAAAAAUUCAAAUGGAAAGAAGGAUUCUAUUAUUCACGAGAAAAUACCUCAAAUAAAAGCUAAUGAAUGUCUACCAAAUUUGAAUAGUACCGUUGCAAGCUCAACAAAUCCUUCCCUUUAUUUUAAUUGCGUUAAUGGUCUGGCUUGGCCUCAACAAUGUCCUCCUCAGACAAAAUUUAACCCAAAUUUUAACUUUGACAAAUGUUCUGGUGAAAUUUGUAGGAAAUCUUCUGGUGGUUCUCAACCAAUACACGGAGGUAACAAUUGUCAAGGUCAAUCAUCCGAAAGUGAACAAUGUACAAAUGGACCAUGUUCGCAAAAUGGUCCAGCCUUUAUGGUCUCUCUAACCGAAACAACAAAUGAAAAUGCUGGAAUUAUGAAUUGGAAGUCGGUAAAUCUAAACUCUGGUGGUAUGUUUAAUGCAGAAAAUAAUGAGGUAGCAAUUAGAACUUCCGGUUUGUACUUUUUUUCAAUGGUAUCAACUACAACCAAUGGAAAUUUAAUAAAUAUGGCAAUUGAAAAGACUGGAAUUAAUCUUGGCAUAACCAAAGCAGCAUACGAAGGUGCCGAAGGCCCAGAAACUAUGUCAAGGUCUGGUCUAGCUAUUCUAACUCCUAUCUUUAAACCUCAAAUGAGAUUGAUAUCGCCAACAAGCCUUUAUAGUACAGCUGAGGGAAGAGAAACUUCUUGGUUAGGUUUUCAUUAUAAAUCGGAUAGUUAUCUAUUUUGCGGAAGUGAUAGACGUCUUCCAGGAGGAUACGUAAAAUGGCCUAAGGUUACUGCAAUGAAAGGAUUUAGAGAGAAUAGUAUCCUAUCCCAAUUUAGAGUAGAAUCGUCAGGCCUAUAUUUUCUUAAUGCAGGAAUGCUGUCCGAUCUAAGUCAUAGAGAAGAACAUAGAAUACGUAGAUUAAAUAUUCAAAUAUUUCGCAAUAACGCCCUAUUUGCAACCGUUUUGCAAUUUUCCGCAUCAAUUCAAACAAAUUUGGCAACUGAACAAUUCUCUGGAUCGAAUCUAGUUCAUCUAGUUGAAGGUGAUGUGUUAACUGCUCAUAUAAUAUUGCCUAUUUCUUCAUCAAUUGGACCAUUAGCCGGAAAUAAUACUGAAACUUACAUGAGUGCAUUUAAGAUGAAUGAGUCAUUAGCCUACUUUCAAGCUGAAAAUACAGAUAGUACUUGCAAUGAGUUUAGGCGAGUUAAUUUAAAAACUAUCAACAUGGACUCAACUUCAUCUUGGAAUGCAACUAGAAAUGAAUACAUUGUACAAACAGCUGGAAUUUACUUUUUAGAGUUUACUUUUCAAAAGUAUUACAAUUCAAAAUUGGAGUUGAGAAUGUUUUUGAACGGCGAAAGAGUUGCAUUAUCAAUGAAGAUGAGUAGUUUAGAUAAGGAUUUCUUGUUUACAAGAACCCUUCUACUAGAUUUGAAGAAGAAUGAUAAAUUCCAUUGGGAGAAUUAUGUAUGCUUCACUGAAACUCUGGAAGGGAAGGUGAUCCAUUCAAAUGAUCUGACGUUUCAGGAAGGCGAAACGUUGGAAAAAUGCAAAUUGCUCUGCAUUAAUAACGUUUUAUGCAAGUCAAUUGAUCUGGAAACUGUAGGCCUAAAGAGGUGCUUCCUCAAUAGCGUUACUCCUGCAGAAGUUGGUGUUUCAUUGGUGGACAAUGUAGAUUUUAUAUACUCUGGUCCAAAAGAUGGAAUAUGCGACACCGUUGAGGUGAAUGCAAGAUGUUCAAGAAUUUCUAAUACAAUCUGCGGAUCGACAACAACCACACAAUCGCAGUGCAAUCUCAAUGGCUGCUGUUUCUCAAACAAUGUUUGCUAUUACGACGAUACGUCUGUACCGGGUUUUGUACAAACAAGGAGAGAAGGACAAUUCACUACAUACUUGGAAGUUGAUAUUUCUAUUAGCCUUGAAGAGUGCAAUAGAAGAUGUUUGUCAAAAUCUCUUUGUAGAUGUUUUACCUACAAUUCCGAAACAACUGUUUGCAUUCUGACUACUGAAAAUUGUAAAGUUUCAGGCAGUACUGUUCAUGAUAAAAUCUCUUCUUAUCAAAGAACAGCAUAUAAAAAGGUCACGUGUUACAGUGCCAAUUGCAAUUUUGAACCUGAAUUUGAUACGGAAGAUUUUACUAUUUGCAGAGAUAACUGCAUUUCUGAAUCAACUUGCGAAUAUUUUGUUUAUACAUUCGAUAAUCAACAAAAUAAGUGUUCGACACAGGAAACUACCAUUUGCGACACAUUUUCUCCUACCUUCAGAGAAUUGAAUUACAUCAAUACCUGCGUUAAUGGACCAGUUUUCAAAGAUACCAUUCGACAAAAAGACACAAAAUUAAUACAUAUUACCGAUAGUGACAACCCUGAAACUUGUGUUGAUGUUUCUCUAGCUAUGCAGUUUAGUUUAAGAGUACCUUGGCCAUCAGUUGAUCAUGCCAACCAGAAUUUUUACAUUGAAAUUACUGGACAUAAUUUUAACAAAUGUAUUGAUAAAAUGGAUCAAUUAUCGCCCACUGGACUUUUAGUCUAUGUUCCCAUAGCUAUGCAAGUUGAUCCACUAUUCGAAGAAUCUUUUCUGGGUUGUUCAUUAAUAUCUGGAGAUGAUAUGUCAAAUUGUAAAUAUCUUUGCAGUUGUGGACUGCAAUACUGUCAAGCAGUUUAUAUCAAAGCGUUUGGAGAUACAAAUGAAAAUAUGAAAGUUUGUCAUUACAAUAUAAUAAACUUAUAA
This is a messenger RNA of Dimorphilus gyrociliatus, 2980 nucleotides long. Lineage: Eukaryota; Metazoa; Annelida; Polychaeta; Dinophilidae. The record is from the annotation of a GenBank genome assembly.